GAGGGCGUGACCCUCGUGUCAGAAGUGACAGGUCGACCACGCCUCAGUGACAGCGGCUUAUAAAGGGACUCGUCGGACAACAACACCGGAUGACGAUUCUGAUGAAGACGGAAGAACUCCGUCGAAACAUGUCAGAGAGGUUAACCACCGUCCUGGUGCUGGCCACACUCAUCGCUGCGUUCGGGUCCUCCUUCCAGUACGGCUACAAUGUGGCCGUCAUCAACUCUCCGUCACAGCACAUGCAGCUGUUUUAUAACGCCACCUACAUGGAGCGCUAUGGCACCCCGAUGGACUCGAACCUGCUCACUCUGCUGUGGUCCCUGUCUGUGUCCAUGUACCCUCUGGGGGGCUUCUUUGGCUCUCUGAUAGUGGCUCCUCUGGUCAACAGGCUGGGCAGGAAAGGCACGCUCCUCUUCAACAACAUCUUCUCCAUCGUCCCCGCUGUGAUGAUGGGGAUCAGUGAGGUUGUUAAGUCUUAUGAGAUCAUCAUCGUAGGCAGAUUCAUCGUGGGCAUCUGUGCAGGUCUCUCAUCCACUGCAGUGCCAAUGUAUCUGGGAGAAAUCUCUCCCAAAAACCUGAGGGGAGCUCUGUGCAUCAUACCGGAGGUCUUCAUCACCAUCGGCAUCGUCAGUGCCAACAUCGUGGGCAUCAGAAACAUACUGGGCAACCCUACAGGCUGGCCCAUCAUGCUGGGCCUGACCGCGGUUCCCGCUGUGAUUCAGCUCCUGCUGCUGCCCUUCUUCCCGGAGAGUCCGAGGUACAUGCUCAUCCAGAAAGGAGACGAGAAGACGGCAACGAAAGCGCUGCAGCGUCUGCGAGGCUGGGACGACGUGGACUCCGAGCUGUCUGAGAUGCGUCUUGAGGAGCAGUCGGAGAAGGACGAAGGUCACCUGAGUGUCCUCAUGCUGCUGGCCCAGCGCUCUCUGCGCUGGCAGCUCAUCUCCAUCAUCGUCCUGAACAUGGGACAGCAGCUGUCCGGCGUCAAUGCGAUCUACUACUACGCAGACAGCCUCUUCACUCUCGCCGGAGUGGAGCCCAACGACAUCCAGUACAUCUCAGUGGGAACCGCGGCCGUCAACGUCGCCGUGACCGUCGGUGCCGUCUUCAUCGUGGAGGCCUCUGGCCGACGGCUGCUGCUCCUCUGUGGUUUUGGGAUCUGCUGUAUAGCCUGCGUGUUGCUCACUGUGGCUCUGAACCUGCAGGACAGCGUGUCGUGGAUGCCUUACUUCAGCAUCGGCUGUGUGAUCGUCUACGUCAUGGGACACGGCAUCGGACCCAGUCCCAUUCCUUACGUGGUGACCACUGAGAUGUUCCGGCAGUCGGCCAGGCCCGCGGCCUUCAUGGUCGCAGGAUCCGUCCACUGGUUGUCCAACUUCGUUGUCGGCCUCGUCUUCCCCUUCUUAGAGGAAGGCCUGGGCCCGUACUGCUUCAUCCUCUUUUCCUUCACCUGCCUGGCCUCUCUGAUCUAUAUCUGGCUGGUGGUGCCGGAGACCAAGAACAAGACCUUCCUGGAGAUCUGCCAGAUGUUCGCUAAGAGGAACAAAGUGGUGAUCAAACUGGGCGACGGCGACUUUCCUCGGAAAAAGAGCAAAGAAAGUGUGAAGAAUGUCAUCCAUGUCACGUCUUUCUGAGGGGGAAAUAAGAGGAAGUCGCGACUGCAGUGAAGAGUGGGAGGGCUUUAUUGGACUGAAACAUUUUAAUUCAUGCUGCAGUUUUUAUCCUCCUUGUAUUUAUUGUCCUAAGCUUUACUUCUUAUUGUCUCAUGCUAGCUGUUUCCAAAGCUGUCCGUCCCUGGGAGAAGGAUCCCUCCAU
This is a messenger RNA of Salarias fasciatus (jewelled blenny), 1812 nucleotides long. RefSeq names its product solute carrier family 2, facilitated glucose transporter member 5-like. The record is from RefSeq and is a predicted model, not a curated record. Gene Ontology annotation, cellular component: plasma membrane. Gene Ontology annotation, molecular function: D-glucose transmembrane transporter activity. Gene Ontology annotation, biological process: dehydroascorbic acid transport. The transcript has 12 exons. NCBI's taxonomy places the organism in Eukaryota, Metazoa, Chordata, Actinopteri, Blenniiformes, Blenniidae. Bases 90 to 1631 code for a protein of 513 amino acids.